Messenger RNA from Siniperca chuatsi (mandarin fish), 5947 nucleotides. RefSeq names its product BMP2 inducible kinase (gene bmp2k). Gene Ontology annotation, biological process: protein phosphorylation. The record is from RefSeq and is a predicted model, not a curated record. Gene Ontology annotation, molecular function: ATP binding; protein kinase activity. The transcript is spliced from 16 exons. The coding region runs from base 839 to 4339 and encodes 1166 amino acids. NCBI's taxonomy places the organism in Eukaryota, Metazoa, Chordata, Actinopteri, Centrarchiformes, Sinipercidae.
CACCCACUUAUUUUGUAGCCUGCCGUUGGGGAGUCACCAGAAGUUUAACGUUAGCGAAGCUCCACGAAAAUGUCUCAAAGGUGAAUGGAGAUGGCACAAUGAAAAAGACUUCGCUGGAGUAGUUUUGAUACGCUUACUUGUGUGAGGCUCGGGCUCCUACUUUGUUAGCCCACCUGCAUUCGGGGUGGCUCGUCUUGUAGAGAGGAACCGCUGUGGAUGCUAGCGAAGAUCGUUAGCCGCUAACUACCGCAGCUAGCGAGCUAACUAGCCGCUUCGCCCGAGUGAAGUGAACAAGUCGCGGCGUGUGAUGCUAACGACGCCGACGCUACUUUUGGAGGUCUACUGAGUUGUAUAUAUUCCUGGGAAGGAUUCGUUGCUGCCGGAGGUGGUGUUAUCAACACCGGUGCCAGCUGCUUUGUUGUGCUUCUCCCCUGCCCUGUCUUUAUUGUUGGCGGAACGACCUCACUGCACACCGUUGAGUCCAUGCACGCUAGCAACGGCUGCAGCCAGCUAGAGUGAUGUGUCACAUCAGCUACGAACCUAUUUGUUUUUGAACAUUUGUGAGUGGAUGCUGUCACUGGUACGAGCUUUGGGAGACCGACGAGGUUGUAUCAUCCCAUCUUGACGCCUGUAACGUUUAUAUUAACUGUACUUUCAUGUCGUGUCACCCGACAGCUAGUAGUCCCUCCAGAAGAACCAGACGCGGAGCAUGCAGGAGAAGAAAAGAUUUCCGAUAAGUAGAUAGGGGACGUCGGACACAACCGAGUUAAAUUGGACUGUGUGGUUAAUUUUACCACCAAACAGGGAUUGCAUUUGGUGACUGGACUGAAAGUAAAGGAUGAAGAAGUUUUCCAGAAUGCCAAAGUCCGAGAGCGGCGGGCUCGGAGGGGCGUCGGGCUCCAGCUCCGGAGUCAGCAGCUACUUCGGGAAAGUGUUUGCAGUCGGCCGGUAUCAAGUCACCGUGGAUGAGCUUGUUGCAGAAGGAGGCUUCUCAGUGGUGUUUCUGGCUCGUACGCACAGCGGUGUCCGCUGUGCUCUCAAAAGGAUGUAUGUCAACAAUGUCCCGGACCUAAAUGUCUACAAGAGAGAGAUCACUAUCAUGAAGGAGCUGUCGGGCCAUAAGAACAUUGUCGGCUACCUGGACUCCACAAUCAAUGCAGUGUCAGACAGCGUCUGGGAAGUCCUGAUCCUCAUGGAAUACUGUAAAGCGGGUCAGGUGGUGAAGCAGAUGAACCAGCGGCUGAAUGUGGGCUUCAGUGAGGCUGAGGUCCUCAACAUCUUCUGUGACACCUGCGAGGCCGUGGCCCGUCUGCACCAAUGCAAGACGCCUAUCAUCCACAGAGACCUCAAGGUUGAAAACAUCCUGCUAAACGACCAGGGAAGUUAUGUGCUAUGUGACUUCGGCAGUGCCACUCACAAAGUUUUGCUGCCACAUAAAGAUGGAGUGACAGCUGUGGAGGACGAGAUUAAGAAGUACACGACCCUUUCAUAUCGGGCGCCGGAGAUGAUUAACUUGUACGCAGGGAAAGCCAUCACCACUAAGGCUGAUAUAUGGGCACUUGGAUGCUUGUUGUACAAGCUGUGUUUCUUCUCACUUCCAUUUGGGGAGAGUCAAGUUGCCAUAUGUGAUGGAACCUUUAUCGUUCCAGAUAACUCCAAAUUCUCCUUCAAGUUACACUGUUUAAUCAGAUAUAUGCUCGAACCAGACCUGGAGAAGAGACCAGACAUUUACCAAGUGUCCUACUUUGCCUUCAAAUUAGCUGGAAAAGACUGUCCAGUGCCAAAUCUCUUUAACUCUCCCAUCCCUACGUCGCUCCCAGAGCCUUUAACAGCUAGUGAGGUUGCUGCAAGGAAAAGUAUGACAAAAGCCAGGAUAACAGAGUCUGUAGGCCCGACGGAAACAUCAAUAGCUCCCAGACAGAGGCCAAAAGCAGCUAACAGUAACGUCCUGCCCCUCGCCAACACUGUCACCCCUGUCAAGAUGGCCGUGCCUUCAGCACCCGUCAGCAAUGGCCAGAAAGCUCCCACCCCUGGCUCAGGGCAAACAUCCGUGCAGCCCCAGCCCAGCAGUCAGCAGCACCGAGUCCUGCAGCAGCUACAGCCUGGUGACCUGCGUUUACAGCAGCUACAACAACAUCACCACCAACAACCACAACAACAACAACAACAACAACAUCACCACCACCAACAACAACAACAAGCUGUGCAGCAACAUGCACAGCAACUCCAAUACCUCCAGUACCAACAGGCUGUGCAGCAAUCCCUCCAGCUUCAGCAGCAGCAGGCCCUACUCCAGCAGCAGCAGCAGCAGAUGAUGAUGCAGCCGAUGUACCAGCAGCAGGUUGCUCAGGCCCAGGCCCAGGCUCAGUACGCAGCCAUGCUGCACCAGUACCAACAGGCUUUUGUCCAGCAACAGCAACAACAGCAGCAUCAUCAACAACAUCAGCCGCAGCAGCAUCAUCCCGCUCAGCAGCCUCUCCCCUAUAUGUCCUCCCCUCUUGAGUUCCAGAUUCCGCUAGGUUCCUAUAAUGCGACUACGCCCACUGCUGGUGCUGGAACUGGCCAGCUGGGGGGACCAUCACCUGUGGAUCCCUCAUACACUAACCCCAGUAGAAACCCUCUGCUUGCUUCAGAUGGGCUCACGCCACCAUCUCAGAGCUGUAACAGUACAGUCAGUAACCCCCCCGACAUGUCGGGCUGGAACCCUUUCGGAGAGGACAACUUCUCCAAGUUGACCGAGGAGGAGCUGAUCGACCGGGAGUUUGACAUGCUCAGAGCAAAAAAGCCAGUGGAGAGAACAGCCAGUUUGGAAAUGGACCGACUGCAGCCUGCUGCCUGCACUGCCAAGCCCCCCCCACCAGAGGACCUGUUUGGCUCAGUCCCGUUUGUGGCCAGCGCAGGUACCAAUGUGAUAAAGACUGAGCAGACCAAUAAGGAAGUCAGCGUUCCUGCCCCCAUCUCAUCCACUGCAGAGGGCCUGCAGCAGCCGGUGGCGGCCAAGGAACACAAACCAGGCAAAAAGAGCAACUGCAGACCAGGUGAAGAGUCCGACAGUGACUUUGAGUCCGACCCUCCUUCGUCAAAAAGCAGUGAGGAUGAAGAGCCGGAGGAGGAAGAAGGCCUGAACAGUGAGCAUGGAGAAGACACUGAGCCAGAGAAUUUAGGACAGAGGCCUUUGCUGAUGGAUUCUGAAGAAGAGGGAGAGGAGGAUGAAGACCAGCACAGCUCUGAUUCCUACUACGACCCCAGCAGGGUCAAGAGUCGCUCAAAGAAAGCUCUGGCCGGUAAAGCCACUUCAGCCGCCACCAGGAGUCCUCAGAAGGAUUCUGACAUGACUCUGAUCACCCCUCCUGAGUCGCCCAGCGGAGUGAGAGCUGCUCCAGCUGUGGAUCCUGUGGAUGUUUUUGGUGCUGUUCCCUUCCUCGGAGGAGUCUCACCUGUCGGGCCUUCAGAAAGCUCGGACAUCUUUGCCAAAGCGCCUUUCAGGCAAGUCAGCCAUGAGCCGCAAGCUGCGGACGAGUUUGACGUUUUUACCAAAGCGCCAUUCAAUCGGAACCUCUCAAAGUCGGGCAAGAGUGGCAGUGAUGUUCCCAUGGGCCAAACGCCGCCCAUUUCCCCUGAGGGCAUCGACAUUUUCGGCUUCUCUCCCUUCCAGCCAGGCCCCACCGAACCGCCCCCCACCACCUCUAGAAGCGCAGAAGAUAUCUUCCGGCCAUCUUUUGAGGAGUCAGCCAGCCCUCAGCAACAGAGGCUGAAGCAGCGCAGCCUCCAGAAGCUGUCGUCACGCCAGAGAAAAACCAAGCAGGAGGCCACAGCAGGCGGCAGCAACGGCAAGCGCCACCACAGUACGCCAACUGGAGGCCGCAAGACCAACAAGCCAACUUACCGCACACCUGAGCGAGUCCGCAGACACAAGAAGGUUGGCCAGAGAGACUCGCAGAGCAGCAACGAGUUCCUUAGCACCUCUGACUCUAAAGAGAACAUCAGUGUUGAUAUAACAAUGGCUGAAGGGAAAGACAAAGGAGCUUCUCUGCCGGUAGAUGAGGCCCUUUUAGACCCGUUUGGAGCCAAACCAUUCCAUCCUCAGGAUGGCAGCCGGCACGGCCAGUUUCAAGGACUCGCUGACAGCAAGAGCGACAUGGGCACAGCCAAUGGCAAGUCCUGGACGGGUUCUCUUCACGGUGAUCUUGGAGAAAGCAGAAACAUGGAUGAUUUCGGGGCGGUGCCCUUCACAGAAAUGGUCAUCCACAGUGGACCUCAGCAACAGCCGCCACCGCCAUCCUCACAGCCGCUGGAGCUCGACCCGUUCGGAUCAGCACCUUUUCCCUCGAAGCAGUGACUUUUCUUGCAUCUUCCCGCUCUGCCAGUUGCUGUUAAAUAACCCCUGAGCUUUUUUGGCUUGGGAACAUCUUCAAUCAUGAAAUGACAAGCUAACAAUGUCCUAACGCUUCUUUAAAAAACAAACAAACAUUUUAAUACAUCUCUCAGUUUCAAUAACAAAAACCUAAAUCCUGUGGAGUGUGAGUAAUGUUUCCACAUAUCUUUCAGCUGUACCUGUUUGCUGAGAAGCCUUUUAUGCUGCAUCUUAACGCUUGUAAAGACGUUUGGACCGGGAGAAACGGAAAACCCACUCAAAAAUCGUACUGUGAUGAUAAGCUUAACGUUUGACCGCUUGACUCACUGCAAAAAGCUCUUUAUGGCCUGCCUUCUGAUCUACCAAUAUGUUUUUUUUUAGCACCACAAAGCCUUAUCCGAGCUGGGCUCUGCCUUGCCGCACAGUACCUCGGAAACCACGACACAGUCGGCCCGUGUUGGCCUUUCAUGUCGGUGGAAUCGUUUGGGAGUUGACCUUAACCACUUUGUUUUAUCUUGAUUAGACCUUUCUCUAUGCAUAAUUUCACAGUAGUCUUUACGCAGCCAAAUGUGGCUGUGAUAUGUGUUUGUUACACUUUGAAUACUAGAAGGGAUCGAAUUUUAUUGUACUUCCUUUAAAAGGAUCUCUUAAUUGGGUCAGGUUUAAAUUUAGGGUCUUAACUGUUUUCUUAUUUUCUAGCAGUAAACCUCUAUGUACCGUUAACUUUCUUUUUUAUUAAGUUACAACUCAACACAUUCUGUUAAAAAUAAGGAAGAAAUAAAACACAAAGCCACAUUAGACCACUAGUCUAGGUUUGUGUUUCAAGAACUUUGACCCCAACAGAAACUCGCAAGCUGUACUGCUAUUUUCUCAACAAUGUAAGUGCUGCUAACAUUAGAUGUGGUAACCAUUGAUUAAAGGAUAAGACUGGCGGUAUUCUAUACAUUCUGUUAUUGUCAACAAAUCUCAGGAAAAGACCAAAACCAACAAUGUGUUACUGACUUUCUUACCCCGUCUGUGGCUACCAAGCCCAUUGGUUUGUACUGAAGAUGCAGUUUUCUUACUAACGUUACUCAAACACAAGGAGCUGUGGAUUAAUAUAUAUUUGGUGCUUUAUGGCACAGAGGAAUAAGUUAUAACAGGCUUUGGAUACACACACAAUACUUGUUAAUGUCAUGUUAUUUGCUGACAAUAACAGUACAGAAUAUCACCAGAGAUAGUCUUUAUCACAGGUCUUUCCGCUGCAGAAUGUGAAUUGGUGUAUUCAUAAAGGGAAAAUCCAUUCAGAAACCAACGGAGAAAAUGUUAUCAGGUCAUUUGUUUUGUUUUGAUGAAUGCACUUUUCAGUGCUGAAUUCUUCCAUGAACUAGUUCUCUGUGCGCUCUACAUUGACGGCCUUAAGCACUGCAUUAACCUACACAACCAUUGGCACAUUUGUUUGAAUUAAACCUGCAGGUUGCUGUGUUUUUAAUCAGUGGAACCAUUUGAUACAACUACUUUCCAUCUUUUUUUUCCCCACAAGGGUAAAUCUUAUAUUGUAUUUAUCAUGCUAUACUGCUGUUUGAUGCAAUAAAAAAAAGUCAUCUCACUGCA